Molecule: messenger RNA, 11355 nt
Organism: Patella vulgata (common limpet)
Lineage: Eukaryota; Metazoa; Mollusca; Gastropoda; Patellidae
Product: engulfment and cell motility protein 1
Exons: 22
Coding region: 231-2471 (746 amino acids)
Biological process (GO): cell motility; actin filament organization
Cellular component (GO): plasma membrane
Source: RefSeq, a predicted model, not a curated record
UGUAUGCCUACGCCACCUAGAGGUGACAACCUGUACUAAUCUAAUGCGGAAACGAGAAGAAUGAGAGAAAGGAGGUGAAAUGUCAGUCUAAUUGACUGGAUAUCUUGAUUAAAUACGUCUGGUUAGCUGAUAUUUAAACAAUAAGACAUAUGGAGGUGCGAAAUGUAGCCCUCUAAGUUUUCAAAUGUGAACUUUGUAGGGCUCUUAGCUCCAGAAAAGUUAAAGUUUUCAUGACAAGUCGAAGUAACAUGGCUCAACCAGGAAGAGAUCGCGUUCUGCCAACUACUGCCAGAACAUCUCGCAGUGAAAACAUUAAAAAGGUUGCUAUAACUAUGAAAGGAGUACAAGCUCAACUUUUAGAAUUAGAUCAGAAUCGACCACUGGCUGCUAUAAUCCAAGAUGUUUGUCAUGCUUGGAAUCUUGGAGAUCCAGACACAUAUGCACUUCAGUUUAGUGAACCAAACAGACAGAAAUAUAUUACAGAAAGGAGUCGUUCUGAAAUACAAAAUGGAAAUGUAUUACAGCUCAAGGAAUCCCCGGCCAAAACAGCUGAAAAUUUAUAUAAGUUAAUAGAUCAACAGACAGGCUCAGCUGAAGAGAGAAUACGAGGGUUAACAGAACUCUCUAAACUUUCUGCUGAUGCAACGUUUGCUACAGAAUUUAUAGCUAUAAAAGGAUCAAAUUUAUUAAUAAACAUAGUUAAAUCAGGAAAAUAUAAAGGGGAACCACUCUCCUACACAUUAAAGUCAUUUGUUGCUUUGAUGGAUCAUAGUAUAAUAUCUUGGGAUGUAUUAGAUGCUGAAUUUAUUAAAAAGGUAGCUGAAUGUGUAAAUUAUAAAUCAAGCCAGGAUAAUUCCUGUUUACAAUCAGCAUUAGUAAUACUUGAGUUAGUUGUAUUAAACAGUACUGAUAAAUUACCUGUUGUAGAACAAGUUGUCACACCUACCAUUAUUACACCAUAUUUAGAAAAGCACGAUUUGGAUAUUCAGAAAAGCGCACUUGCACUUAUAAAUGCUUUAUUUAUGAAAGCAGAUCCAGAGAAAAAGAAGAAAAUAGCUGAAAAUCUUCAAUCAAGAACUGUAAGGAAUACAAUACUUAGUCAGGUUGUUGGUAGUACUGGUAAUCAGAUGGGACAAGAAAUGGCUCAUCAACUUUAUCUUUUACAAGCUAUGAUGCUCAACUUACAUGAAGAUAAAUAUUUUACUGCUGUUGAUCCACAUAAUCAGAAAGUUUUACAAGAUAUUGAAGAAUUACGCAGGAUAGCCUUCGACGUGGAAGGCGAUCCCAAUAUAAAUACUGUUCGCAAAUCUCAAAGUCCUGCUCAAGAUUACAGAAAACUUGGUUUUUAUAAUGUAUCGCAUCCAGCGAGAGAUUUUGCCACAACCCCACCUGGCUCACUAGCUCUACACAAUAUGCUAUAUUUUGCUAGAACACAUGGAGAAAGUUAUGUCAAGGUUGUUUUAGAAAAUUCUAGCCGAGCAGAUGAACAUGAUUGCCCCUUUGUUAAAGCUUCCAUUACGUUAACCUUAAAGAUUUGUGAAAUUCUUCAUAUUGGAGAUACACCUACUGAAGAAGGGAAUAGAUUUUAUCCUAUGUUCUUCCAUCAUGAUAAACCAUUUGAGGAAUUCUUCUCCAUUGUUAUACAGCUACUCAAUAAAACCUGGAGAGAAAUGAAAGCCACAGCCAAAGAUUUUGAAAAGGUAUUGGGUGUAGUUAAAGAACAGGUGAUUAGAGCAUUAGAAAUCCACCCAGCAACCUUUGAUGCAUUUAAGAAUCGUCUUAACCAGUUGAGCUAUGCUGAAAUCAUGAAGUUAUGGGAACUUGAAAGGCAGUCGAAAGAAGAAUGGUCUUCGCAAGCUAAACCAAUCAUCGAGUUACGAGAGAAACUGAAACCUGAAAUAUUGGAAUUAAUUAAACAACAGAGGUUAAAUGUAUUAGAAGAAGGGACUCGAUUUAAUAAAUAUACGGCUAAAGCUCGGAUGAAAGAUACAAUGAAGAAACGUCAAAGUUAUGAUAAAUACUGGUAUUGGAGACUUGCUCCUAAUCAUAAAGCAUUCCAUUAUGGUGUAUGUUCUGAAAGUGAUUCUCCUCCACUAGAACAACUUCAUAAUAAAUUACCAAUUAUGGAUAUUAAAGGUCUACAAGUAGGAAAAGAUUGUACACAUGUUAAAGAAAAUAGACCUAGAAAAGGGACAAAUGCAAGUGACAGUGCCUUUAGUAUAAUACCAGAUACCUCGGAAUCAUAUAAUUUUGUUGCUUCAUCAGAAUUAGAAUUUGAUCAUUGGACGGAUGGUAUCAAUGCCUUAUUAGGAAACCCUAUGACAAGUAGAAAAACAGAAGCUGAUCUAGAAACUUUACUGAGUAUGGAGAUUAAACUACGUCUACUAGAUACUGAGGGUAUUACCAUACCUAAAAAUCCUCCACCUAUGCCUAAAGAACCAAGUAAUUACAACUUUAUAUAUAAUCUAUGAAUGUAAUCAUCUUAUUACUGCGUUAUUGUAGCAUUUUAAAAUCACCAUUUACGUCUUCACAGAAGAUCGUAACGUAUUUUACGACUUCACAGGAGAUCGUAUCAUAAUGUUUUAGUUGUCAUCAGUAAGCUCAAUAUGCUCAUUGAUAUUCAUAAGAAUAUAAUUCAAAUAUUUGAUUUUUUAUCAAUUUAAUCAAAGAAAAUUUAAGAUAUAUAUACUAAUCUAUUAUAUAUUGUUAUAGCUGUUCAAGUUUUAGCAUUGUCUGAUAUAUUACUAGUGGUUUCAGUAUUUUUCUUCUUGUAUAACAUGAAGGGAUGACCCUGGGCGAUAUAGAUGUGUUCAUCUCAUAGUUUGUUAAAUAAAAGAAAUAGAAGUUUGAAUAAAUUGGUCUCUAACCGAGAAAUCUGGUCAUGAAUUCAGUUAAAUAGAAGUCUGGUCAUGGAUACUGGUAUAAUGUUUAAAAGGCCACAAGUGUAAUUUCAGUAUUUUUAUCAUUACUAUCUUCUUAUACUAAAGGGUAUUUAUUAAUAUUUACCAUGUCAUAUAUUUAUGAUAUACAAAUCACAUUUUAAUGUGUAAAAUAAUACAACUAGCUAACUGAUGAAACAGAACAAAAACUUACCAUUUAGUAAUUUAUUAUAAUAUUUAUGUAGAUAUAUUUUUAAAACACGACUUAUUAAUGAAGUAUUCUAUGAAUAUUUGAUGGUGUAGAUAUUAUUAGUAGUAGAAAAAUUUAGUAGUGAUUUUAAAGGAAGAAUAAUCCUGGGACGUUAUGAUCCUGAAAACAUAAAUUAAAAUAAUUUAUAGAAUGCAGUCUAUUGAAUGGCUAACAUCAAAAGUUUUAAGUUUUCGUGAAUGAGUCCAUCAAUGGAACAGGUCGCUAUACUAAAUUAAGAAGAGUUAACUCUCAUUUGCAUUGUGCAACUUGAAAAUGAAGAAUAAAAAAAUGAAGAUUUAACAAGAAUUGUUAUUUUCAUGUUGGUACUACAUCAUUGAUCCAGAUAAAAAGAAAGGAAGAGAAUAUUCGUAACCACAGUAUUCAGGGUUAGGACAACUUUCUAUUGGGACACUCUGUAUAAUAAACAAGCCCAAGAUGUGCUGGGUAGUUUUAAUGAGCUAGGAUUAGGUAUCCAAAGUAUUUAGAUAGAGAUAAUCUUUAUUUGUUAACAUUGUGGUUUGGAAUAACCUCAUCCUAAAAAUAAAUCACCUUUGUUUUGCUGAACUGAUGAAUGAUCAAAUUAAUUACCAUAGGUCACAGUUAUUUGUAGAUGUGGUUGUAUAUUUCUCUCAUCUGUGUCCAUUAGUCACUCAAACUCUCAUAAUUAUCUUGUAAAUUCUCUAGUAGGUCUCUUGUUUCAAAUAUAUUGACUGGCAGUGAAAUUUACAUCCCAUAAAAUUUCAAACAAUUUAACCUUAAUUUAACAACAAAUACAAUUAAAUUUAUACUUUUUAUAUAUAAACACAAUUAAAAAUUUAUUUUAAAAAUUGUCAUUUUCUUUGAAAAAGAUAUUCUGCUAAAAUUAACUGGCUGGCAAUAUUUCGAAGGAAAAGCCCAGCUACAAUUCUUGGUGCUAUCAUUUGUAGUUAGGUGUGAAUGAAGUCUAUAAGUUUUGGUCGUUUCUCCAUUUUUCUGUCACAAAGUUAUGGCCCAAAAUCUUGAGAAUUUUCUUACAAGAGAAAUUUUUUAAAAAAAUUUUGAAUUGAUUCGAGUUAUUUGGCUAGAUGUUGUCAAUAAAUUUUGUGUGAACAUUUUAAGGUCACAAUUCUUAAAAGCUGCUGGAGGGCUUUUAAUGUUUGUGUAGGAAUACAUUUAAAGAUACAUUCCCAUGUACAAACUGGGUGAUUUGAUGAUAUAUAUGGACUAAAAACAUAUUCAAACUAAUUAAUUAAUCAUAAUUUUGCUUCGAAUCUUUCUCAAAACAUUGUAAUUGUCAGGGAAUAACCUGCUAUAAAAAAUUGAUCAAAAGAGGUCAUGUUUGUGUCAUGUGACUUACCUCUCUCGGUACCUAGCAACGGGUGCGAAGCCGGAGGAGAACUCAUUGCAUAUACAACUCAUUUAUUGAAGCCCAACAAAUUCUCGGAUUAUCCACAGCCCAAGUUUUUUCCGUGGUUUUUAACUCAAAAAUUGUUGCACCAUCAACUUGAUCAACAUAUACAUCAAGCGCUCACUAACGCUGGGAGGUUAGGCAGUCUUUGUGUGCUACUUUCGACGUUACUCGAGCAGACAUCACUAGUCGUCAGGUUGCUGGUUAGGGAAACCCUUACAUUUUUGCCCUGUAUGCACUCCAUGGGUGUUAUUUAUGGAAUCCAGUAUUUUUCUAGUAAGAUUGGAUGUUUCUACUUUCCAUAUAUACCAAAAUUGCCAUACUUUUAUUGGAAAUAACCACCCGAUAAAUACUUUUGUGGGAAAGUAUCUUUAAAUAUGAUGAACUUAGUUUAGUAUAUUUAUUUUAUACAUUUAUACUGUAUUAUUGUGUAUAUCAUUUGCCAUAUUAAUACUGAUUUUACUUAUUGCCAUAUAUAGACAUACAUGUAUGUAUGUAUAUAUGUGUUCCAAAUACAUAUGUUAUUUUGAAUAGAGAGAUUAAUGAAACAAAUACAAAUAAUGACACAUUCAGAUUAUAAAAUGAUCUAAAUAUAUUCUUGUAUAUACACAAAAGUGAAAAUAUUUUACGUUAAAUCUUCAAGUUAAGUAGAAAAACUUGUAAUACUAUAAGUUUUAUUCGUAGAUUGAGACUAUAUGAAAAAAGAUUAACAUCAAGCCAGGUUUAUGUCGAAUUUUCAACUGGGAGCAACUGAUUUUAACUACUUGUAAGAGUGCUUAUCUCGAUCGAAUCAGCAACUAGUUAUUUUGAGUGAGCUGUAAGUCGUGCUCCGGUUGACCCAUUUUCAGUUGAAGCCAGUUGUUGAAAUGCCAGUUGCUUUCAGUUGCCGAAACGCCAGUUCCUCACAGUUGCCGAAACACCAGUUGCUCUCAGAUUCUGAAAUACCAGUUGCUCUCAGAUUCUGAAAUACCAGUUGCUCUUAGUUGCCGAAACGCCAGUUGCUCUCAGUUGUAAGGUCAACAUAAACCCUGCUUCACAUUAUGUGUUUUGUGUCAUGAUCAUAUUAAUAAUGACAUCAAUAUAAUAUUUUUUUAUAUGUUAGAAAUCUUACUGAAAAAUUCUCUAAAAGUUAUAUCUUUUGUGGUAUAAUUAAAUUGAAAACCAUGAGAUUUUCUUUAAAUUGAUAAAAUUGAAAAUAUUUUGCAAGGUUACUGAAAAAUCCUUUUGUUUUUACAGUUAUGUUUAAUGAAAACCAUGAUUUUUUUUAUUUUAAUUUGCUGGAAUUGAAAAUAUUUUUAAUAUUUUACAAAUCUUAUUUAAAUGUACUUGUAAAUUACACAUCAACUUUUGAGUUAUAAUUUUGUUGCUUGUAUUGAAAACCAUAUUUUUUUUUAAUUGCUAGAAUUGAAAUUAUACUGUAAAUGAUAUUAAUUUAUAAUUAUGCAUUCUGAUUACACUAUUUAAAGCUUGAAGAUGUAAUAUUGUAAAUGCCAUGAUAACAGGGUUAUUAUAAGAGAACCAGGGUUUAAUGUGUUGUAGGUUUAGUAGGGGUAAAACUGUAGAAGUGUAUAAAAUGUUAUCAAUCAUAUACAUGUACUGCUCAAUAACCUCUCAUCUUAAAUAUACAUUCUUUAAUGACAGAAGAUAAUUACCGGUAUAUAAUACCAUAUUCCACUGAAUAGAAACAAGCACACUGGACUUCUAUAGUGAAUUCCAGCAUAUAAUCGAUCUGUAAAUUGGUUAUUAAUUGUGGUUCGUUCAAUCAUGGGGUGUAAUGUCCGGCUUCCAUCCAGAGUGAUAUUGCAGACAUGCUUCCUGGGAAACUUGCCAAAAGAGCCAGUCAUAUUUAAAAGGCCGGUCAAUAGGAUGGGAAUGGAAGUGUCUCCUCCGUCCCCUGAAUCAGUUGUUAAAUGUCUCUGAAGGAUUAUUAGUACCGAGUACUGGAGAGUUGGGUGGCCGAAUGGUUAACCGAAUGGUUAAUGCCUGUGCAAUGAAUCAGUUGUUAAAUGUCUCUGAAGGAUUAUUAGUACCAGGUACUGGAGAGUUGGGUGGCCGAAUGGUUAACCGAAUGGUUAAUGCCUGUGCAAUGAAUCAGAAGAUCUGUCACUGAGUCAAGUAGCAUGAUUUCGAUUCCCUUCUUGUAUGUGACACGGAGUAGGGUUGCCUGUCCAACCACAAGGGUUUUCUCCGUGUAUUCCGGUUUCCUCCCACUUCUAAAAAGACCCCUACACACAAGCGAAUUAUUGAAAUAAAAUUGAACCAUAUUUAAGUCCAAAAAUGACCUAGUUUGUGUCAAGUGAACCAUCCACCCCCCUCCUCCCCCUCUCUCUCUCUCUCUCUCUCUCUCUCUCUACAGGGUACUACAUGGAAACAAACCACAUUGAAUUUUAGUUUGGUGAUUGUUCAGUGGAAUAUGGUAAAAGUAAUCAUAAAUGAAACAAUUCUCAUUCCAUUGUCUGUUUCAUGUUUUUGUAUAUUUGCUUCUAUUGACCAAAAUGAGUUUUAAUAAACAAUGCAUAUGGAUAUAUUUCAUAUUUGGGUGACAUGAUUUUAAGAUGUUUCCUCGCAGCAAACCUUUCUUAAAAGCUUUUUUAUGCAAUAUAUUUAUGUUUAGAAUUUUAUAGCUUAAAUUUUUUUUAAAACUGAAUUAUUUAAUUAAAAUCUCCACAUAAUACCGGUAUGCAAAAUUAUUUUAGGUAAAUGUAAAAUGUUUCUCAAAGGAAAUCGGACACCCCGCUUACCCUUACAUUCCUACGACUUAUCAGUGACGUUUUUACUUCUGUGGGUCGAUGCAUAAACCUGAUAAACCAUCGAAUUCUUGAAACUGGGAAAAGGAUCGAAUAAUUUCUAAGUUUGAUUAAUUGCUUAUAAAGUUAUCGUACCUAAUGUUACCAAACUUUGGGUUUGUUUUUGUUUUUGUUUAGUUUAAAGUCGCCAAUCCUGAUUGUUCAUUUUUCAGACAAUAUGGAACUUACCCCAGCUUAAUCUGUACUCAGAUUGAUUAUUUGAUAUUGGCCGAGAAAGUUCAUUUUAGUCGAAAACACUUAAGUAUACUUCAAGUAUUUAUUCUGCUUCAAUUUUGAUAAAAAAUUUUGAAAAGUUUAUAUAAUCUUUAGAAUAGCGCGUGUGCUAGCGAUUAUUUAGCGGAUGGUGUCAUUCCUCGGGGUAUCAUAUUCUUACCCUCUGUACAUAAGUCGGAACGGAGUUUAAGAGGAAUGCCGGACUUCUGCUGAAAAAUGUAGCGAUUUAUGACCCGAAAAUACGGUAAUUUUGGAGGAAUUUGAAACAGUACAGAUCGGCAGCAGUCGGCACGCUUUCAUUCUAUCGUAUUACGAAUUUUGUAGGAAUAUUACUGACAAAUUUGAAUACCGUACGGGAAUUAAAUAUGAAAAAUAACGAGGUGCACCUAUUUUUAUAUUACGGACGAAUUUGAAUAUUUUGUUUACACGUGAUUUUUGUGUGUGGUCUAAAAACUUCCAUUUUAAAUAACGAUAAGAGUUAUGUCCCUUUAUUUUCUGUAAAAAUGUCCGACAAGAAAAAUUUUGAAAUCCCAUCACUGCUUUAGAUAGAUGUGAAUCAGAGUAGAACCGCAUUACAAAACAGUAUACUAAUUUUUGGAUAUGGCCGCCAUUUAGGGCAGAGAUCUAUUCUCGAAGUAUUAAGUAGAUGGAUAUUUGUUUGCAGAAUACAUUGUAGGUUACAAGUGACUUAAAAUCCCUCAAACGACAAUCAGGAGAAAAUAAAAUUAUUUGAUAUCUGAUAGAAUAUAGUCCGAACCAUCAUGUUUUGAUCUUAAUGUUGAUUAUUAUGUUUAUGCACGGACUCGACACACCUGUUUUAUUUCUCAGCGUUUAUUAUCUUGUAUAUUAGUGCUGCUGUUAAUAUAGGUAUAUAUAUUGUCAUGUUGUGUCGUUCUAUCAUUGUAAAUGACAUAUGACAUAUUACAUUAACCAAACGGUGCUAUAUCUGUAUUUUAUAUAAGCUUAUUAUGUAUAUUAUCAUCAUGAGUAUAUCAGACUCGGAUCAUUCAUGUGUGUUAUUGUUUUUGUCCUGUAUUUCGUUGAUUAGCAUUGUUUUAGAUGUAAUUUCAAUUAGGAAGAUAUGUAAAUUUUAAAAAUUCUCGAAUGUGCUUCGUAUGUCGUUGGUGCUAUUACUGAUCUUCUCACACACCAUGACUUAACAUAUUGAUAAAUCUGAUUUAAAUACAGAUCUAUAUUUCGUUUUGUCUUUUUAUACUUUCGAUGGCCUACACUACAUGAAGAUCUGACAAGUUGUACUGGAAGGUCGUGUCAGGGUCGUACAAGUGGCUUUUGACCCUAUGAUGUCAGACAUUGAUUAAUCAGCCAGCGUUGACGUUUCUAUUGGUUUACCCACAGUUCCGUGAAUGGCACGCCAAGAAGUCGCCGUAACAGACCGUUUCAUUGGCUAAUCCCUCACUUCAACCAAAACCGCCGUAAUAUAACAGCUCUUCCAAGAUCCUAGUGCAGUGAAGACAAAUAAAACGAAAAUUUUGAACUAUAAAAAAAUGAAACGAAAUAGGAUCUGUGUUUUAAUCAGAUUGCGAUAAAUCAGUUGAGAUUUUUUAAGAUUUGCACAACCACAUGUGAAGUAUUCUUUAUGUUUAUCUGCUCACAUAAUUUAGAUUUUUUUUUUCGUUUGAUUUUAUAAUGUUAAAUAUUAUUGCUUGCAGAUGCUUAGAACUACAGUUUGUUAUACAUGUAUUAGAAACAAUUACCGUAUUAUAUUGGAAACCAAAGGUUUAAUACAACUAUUCAAGUUUUUACUCAAUAUAUAUUUAUUCAAUGUAUAUAAUAAUUAAUUAAAUAUAUAGCGUAUAUGGGCACAUUAACUCAACUAUAUCAAAUUUUAAAAUAAUAUUCUGUACAUAGAAAUAUAUUAUAAUGCCUUAAUUGUCAAAAUAUCAUCUUUUUGCCCCCCUGAGUGUAUUACGGUGGAAAAUGUUUCUAUGAAUGUAAUACAAAAUAUAUCAAUCUGAUUAUAAAACACAGAACCUAUUUCGUUUCGUUUUUUAUAGUUCAAAAUUUUGUUUCACUUGUCUUUACUUCAAGGAUCUAGGAAAAUUGUUAUAUAACCCGUGUUAGGGUUGAUGUGAGGGAUUAGCCAAUGAAACAAUCUGUUGCAGCCAGUUUUUGGUGUGUGGUGCACGGAACUGUGUGUAUUCUAUCGUUUCGUUUUUUUAUACUUUCGAUGGCCUACACUACAUGAAGAUCUGACCAGUUGUAGUGGAAGGUUACGUCAGGUGUCAUGCGAGCGGCUUUUGAUCUUAUGAUGUCUGACAUUUGAUUAAUCAAUCAGCUUUGACGUUCCUUGUGGUAUACCCAAAGUUCUGUGCACCUCACGCCCAAAACUUGCUGUAACAGACCGUUUCAUUGGCUAAUCCCCCACAUCAUCCAGAACGCAGGUUAUAUAACAAUUCUUCCAGAUCCUAGUGUAGUAAAGACAAGUAAAACGAAAUUUUGAACUAUAAAAAACGAAACGAAAUAGGAUCUGUGUUUUCAUCAGAUUGCAUUUUUGCACAACCUGUUUAAAAUGAUAGCAGAAUCAACUACAGUCCACUACAAAUGGGAUCACUAGGGAAAAUAUUCCUUGAUGUUUUAGUCAUCUAUAUAAGAUUUUUCCAAGAUUCAUUAUUCAGUGGAUUGCUUAGCAUGUUCAGUUAAACUUAAAAUGGGCUUUAAAAAUAGAUAUUAAUUAAGACAGAUAUUAUCACAAUGUUUUGAUUUAUUUUGCUCAGCAGAUUUUAAUUCUUUUAUAAAGUUAUAAUUUGAGGUUAUUAAAAAAAUACAUGGGCAGCACUUUUUUAAAUGAGUCUAAAAACAAAGGCUUCAAAAAUGGUGCUUUAUUAUGCUCACCUACUGAAGAAAAGAACAUUAUUUAGAGAAUAUUCUGUUUUCUUGACCAUGAAGUUAUAAACCUAUUUGGUAUAAUUUAAUUAAUCUAGACUUUUUACUGUAAUAUAUUUAUGAUUUAGAGUACAUGGAGAUUUUUAUUCUAGAAAACUUAAAUCACUUAAUAUUGAUAGUAACUUAGCAUUAUGAAAUUCAGGAUUUCAGUUACAAUUCAUUAUAAGAGAUUAAAAUUAAUGUGAAUAAGGAUCUGUGGUACAGAAUAUUAGAUUAGAAUGUCGAAGAUCAUCAAAUAGUUCAGUGUCAGUGGCAGGCAGAGGUUUGGUGAUGCUCAGGGCCAACUCCUUUAUAGCAUGCCCGCAAGACUCGGGAGGGGGGGGGAGGGGAUCUAGUCGUUUCACACGUUAAACCAUAAGAUUGCCAUUGAGUCAAGGGGCUUGGUUUCAAUUCCCCGCUUGUACGUGUCGAGGAGUAGGAUCGCCUGUCCAACCCUGUGGAUUGUCUCAGGGUCCUUCAGUUUCCUCUCCCACUGCGAAAGACCCCUAUGUGCUAGCGAAUUUUUGAAAUAAAAUUGAACCAUAUGUUUGUCCCGAAAUGAACUUGACCCCAUUUCUCUCUCUCUCAAGACUCCACUAAGGGCCUAACACCAAGAAAGGAAGGCAUUUCAAAUAUGUAAAAACAAAUGAAUAAUCGUUUUAUUCAAAUUAUGUUAAUGUUAACCGUAAAAAUGAAUUUAAAUUUCAUGGUUGAUUGGAUGCCCCCUGAAAUGGAUUCCCCUGGCUUCCCUCCUCUCUGCAGGCCACUGUUCUGUGUAGUAUCAAUAGGUAAUGGAUCAAAUAACCUCACAACUUUAUAUUAUAUUAAUAUUAUGUUAUUCUUAUGUUCAUAUUUCUUUGUUUUUUAUACAUUUAUGGAAUCUAUAUAGUAGUAUGAUAUCAUUCUAUGGAGAAAUAAAACAAUUUUUAAAUUUUA